Messenger RNA from Phodopus roborovskii (desert hamster), 1254 nucleotides. It is a transcript of the gene Dusp26, whose product is annotated as dual specificity phosphatase 26. The transcript is spliced from 3 exons. Gene Ontology annotation, biological process: protein dephosphorylation; negative regulation of MAPK cascade. The record is from RefSeq and is a predicted model, not a curated record. Gene Ontology annotation, cellular component: cytoplasm. Lineage: Eukaryota; Metazoa; Chordata; Mammalia; Rodentia; Cricetidae. Gene Ontology annotation, molecular function: protein tyrosine/serine/threonine phosphatase activity; MAP kinase phosphatase activity. Bases 62 to 697 code for a protein of 211 amino acids.
UGACUGAACCCAUCAUCCCUCAAGCCACCCUUCAGCAGCUACGGUUCCUGCCACCUCAAAGAUGUGCCCCGGUAACUGGCUCUGGGCCUCCAUGACUUUUAUGGCCCGUUUCUCGCGCAGCAGCUCACGAUCCCCUGUUCGUACUAGAGGGGGACUGGAGGAGAUGCCCACCGCCCAUCAUCCCUUCCUCAACGUCUUUGAACUAGAGAGGCUUCUCUACACAGGCAAGACAGCCUGUAACCAUGCCGACGAGGUCUGGCCAGGCCUCUACCUCGGAGACCAGGACAUGGCCAACAACCGCCGUGAGCUUCGUCGUCUGGGCAUCACCCAUGUCCUCAAUGCCUCACACAGCAGGUGGAGGGGCACCCCUGAGGCCUAUGAGGGACUAGGCAUCCGCUACCUGGGUGUCGAGGCCCAUGACUCACCCGCCUUUGACAUGAGCAUCCACUUUCAGACAGCUGCGGACUUCAUCCAUCGGGCACUGAGCCAGCCAGGAGGGAAGAUCCUGGUUCACUGUGCUGUGGGAGUGAGCAGAUCAGCCACCCUGGUUCUGGCCUACCUCAUGCUAUACCACCGCUUCACCCUUGUGGAGGCCAUCAAAAAAGUCAAGGAUCACCGUGGCAUCAUCCCUAACAGGGGCUUCUUGAGGCAGCUCCUAGCCCUGGACCGGAGGCUGCGGCAGGGUCUGGAGGCAUGAGGGAAGGGAAAUCAGGCCAGGUUCCUGGGUAGUUUCCUGGCUCCCAGAUGGGAAGAGGAGACCCAGGAGGCAGGUAGGAGAAAGGCCAUACAACCCAUCCUCCCUCAGUGGCAGGAGCGGGAAGGGCCCCUAGGCCACUGUGACUCUUUGUGGAAGGGGAUGGAGAGCUAGGUUGGGCAGUGUGAUAGGUGGGGGCUGCUGACAGCUGGGGCUGUAAGAUGGUUCUAUGAUGAGGACAGCACCAGAUUCCAGCAGGGUGUGCAAUGACUCAGAAUCCCUUCCCCUCAUUGUGUUCACAAGUUCCCCUCUCUCACUUUCCAAACAAAAGGACCACUGCUGUGCAGGACCUGAGCAGUGCUGGGAGGGGGUCGGAUGCCAGGGAUGCAGCAGCAGGACUGUGAAGGAAGGUUACAGGGUGCAUAAAACAGGAGAGAAAGAGUUGGUGAUGGAGUGGUGUGAGAGCCACAAAGCCAGAGGAAGAAACCCACAGGUGUGCAACUCCGGGAAGAGGUGUGGGAGGACUGGCAUGGCACCCCAAGGGAGCUGCUCAGGGACAA